Styela clava is the source of this 2208-nucleotide messenger RNA. RefSeq names its product WD repeat-containing protein 55-like. The record is from RefSeq and is a predicted model, not a curated record. Gene Ontology annotation, molecular function: protein binding. Lineage: Eukaryota; Metazoa; Chordata; Ascidiacea; Stolidobranchia; Styelidae.
UAAAUAACAUGUAAUCAUGCCAUAUUCAUAUAAUUGUUUUAUUCGCAUACUCGCUAAUGCACAAAUUCACUGGGUUUGAAAUUUUUUAUCAGAAUUGUACGGAUGUUUACAAUGAUGCUUCAUGUUUUUGUCUUUCUCCGUUUUAUUAAUUUUGCUUUAUUAUUUUUGCAUUGUGUGAUAAAUGCUAAUUGGGUAUGUUCGAUGUUUAAAUAUAUCCAAAGAACACAAUUUUGAUAAAUUGAAUCCAAUUAAAUUCCGAUUUUCCAAAAAUUGUCUUUAUCAAGGCAGUACUACCGGUACCUUUGUGACUGUUUGUACAUUGCUCUAAUUCAACUUACAUCUAUUAACUAUGCUUUGUCUUUAUUUUAUUUGAGUGCCUUAGCAAACCAUGCUUUUUUGUUUUCAGAUUUUACAUUAAUUGAAAUAAAAUUAAUUGAAAGAAACAAAAUGAGUGAUUCGAGUGAUGAGAGUGGGGAGGAAGAGGAGGAAGAAGUGAUUCCAUCGCGUCCUAAAUGGGUUCGAGGAUUAACAGAUUUUACUGAUUUUGCUUUCCAUCCAACUACAUGUAAUAUUACUACAGCUGAUAUGGAUGGAUACCUUGGAAUAUACAAAUAUGAACCUGGUAAGGACUGUGAAAAUCUUCUCAGGAAAAGAUUAAGCAAGAAACCAUUGAGAUCUCUAACUUAUUCAAAAGAUGCUUCCGGAAUAUUUGUAUCAAGUAAAGCUGGUAGUUUGAGGUUGUUCGAUAUUGAAGUUGAAAAAUGUUCACAAGUUCUUAUGAAAGAAGAAAGUCCUUCGUAUUGCAUCUCAGUCAUCAAUCAUAAUUUAGUUGCCAGUGGCGAUGAUGACGGCACACUCAAGGUCUGGGACAUAAGAAAAGGUAGCGAUCCUAUCAUUGAAGAAGACAGAUGCCACGAUUUUAUAAGUUGCAUUGCUGUCGAUAAACAUGGAAAAUUUCUGUUUGCAACUAGCGGUGAUGGUACCAUGUCAACAUUCAAUAUUAAAAGAAGAAAAUUUAUUGUGCAGUCGGAAAAUACAGAAUACGAUAUGUCUUGUGUUGGAGUUAUUAAAGAUAACAAGAAAGUAAUUGUAGGAACAAGCGAGGGACUUCUGUUGUUUUUCAACUGGAAUGAAUUUGCUGCUCCAUCAGAUAGAUUUCCUGGUCACCCCACUGCUGUUGAAUGUCUUACAACUAUCGACGAAAAUGUCAUCUGCACCGGCUCUAUGGAUGGAAUGAUACGAGCUGUUCACCUGUUACCAAAUCGAUUUCUUGGAGUUGUCGGGGAACAUCAUGAUAUGCCGGUCAAUAAGAUAACAGUUUCUUACGACAAGAAAUUUAUAGCAAGUUCUGCAAAUGAUUCCACAAUCAAAUUUUGGACAGUCGACCACUUGCAGAACACAUCAGUAGACGGAACAGCGAAACCCCAGAAAAGCCUGAAAUCAAAAAAACUUGUGAAAUCAGGUGUCAGUGGUGAUAAAUUUUCUUUUAUGUCGGAUCUUGACAAGGACAUGACUGUUCCAACUGUUGAGUCAUCAGAAUCUGAAGAUGAAUCUGAUUCCGAAGUCGAUACUGAAGAUGAUACGUGACCUUCGACCUUCUCACAAAUGUAAAUUGGUUUUAAUAGGAAUUCACUCGAUCAAGCAUGGACCAAAAAGGAAUUAGUGCAUGGUAUGGUUCUGGAUAAGUCAAGGAAGAAGAUCGCGACGAAAUAUGCCAGUGUACAGAAGUGAAGACAAUUUUAAAACUUCUGGUGUUCUAAGUGACCCUAGCAAUAACAUGUGGGUAUAGGGGUACUCCCGUAGUAUGUGUACCAGGUUAGGCAAUAAUUUUAUUCCGAUUUUCAUUAUUUUAGUUCUAUUACGAGUUCGGGGAUUGUCUGUCUGUGUUAGCUAAGUGAAUGUACCCCCUGCCCAUAGGUUUCAGUCUCUUUACACAACUUGAUGUAAAAUAGGCGAACAAAAUUAGUCACCUCCGUAUUGGUACUUCUGGAGCGCCAAUACUGUAACUGUAUUUGUCAUCGAUUGUUUGGAAUGCAUAAAAAAAUUGUGUGUAUGCCCAUAAAAUUUAUCUUGUACAAUGAAUGUUAAAUUAUCUAUGUCACUCACUUUGCACAUUAAGUUUUUUGAAUAUGACAACAACACUAUUUAUAGGUUAUUAUUCUGAGACUUAUUCUUAUUUUAAUAAUAUGUCUCAAAUAUUUCUCUUAU